Jaminaea rosea is the source of this 1417-nucleotide messenger RNA. RefSeq names its product putative YDJ1-mitochondrial and ER import protein. The transcript has 5 exons. Gene Ontology annotation, molecular function: ATP binding; Hsp70 protein binding. Lineage: Eukaryota; Fungi; Basidiomycota; Exobasidiomycetes; Microstromatales. Gene Ontology annotation, cellular component: cytoplasm; cytosol; nucleus. The coding region runs from base 107 to 1342 and encodes 411 amino acids. Gene Ontology annotation, biological process: protein refolding; response to heat. The record is from RefSeq and is a predicted model, not a curated record.
GAGCCACUGCAUUAGACUCAGCAAGAGGCGUACCAAAGAACACAUAGAGCAAGAAGCACCAUACCCACCUGCCAAUAGAGCCGAGCGCAGCAGCCACAUUCUCAUUAUGGUCAAGGAGACCAAGUUCUACGACCUCCUGGGCGUAUCGCCCUCGGCAGGCGAGGCAGAGCUCAAGAAGGCUUAUCGCAAGAAAGCCCUGUCGCUCCACCCCGACAAGGGAGGAGACCCCGAGCUCUUCAAGGAAGUCACAUCAGCCUAUGAAGCCCUCUCAGACCCUCAGAAGCGUGACAUGUACGACCGAUUCGGCGAGGCCGGUUUGAGCGAGAGCGGCGGUGGCAUGGGAGGUAUGGACCCCUCGGACCUCUUUUCCCAACUCUUCGGCGGCGGCGGUGGAGGCUCCUUCUUCGGCGGAGGCGGUGGACGACCCCGUGGCCCGCGCAAGGGCAAGGACCUUGUACACCGCGUCAAAGUCUCCCUCGAGGAGCUCUACGCAGGCAAGGUCACCAAGCUCGCUCUCCAGAAGAACGUCCUGUGCAAGGGCUGUGAAGGCAAGGGAGGCAAGAAUGUCCAGACGUGCCGAAGCUGCAAUGGCCAAGGUGUCAAGAUGCAGCUUCGUCAGCUCGGGCCCAUGAUCCAGCAGGUGCAGACUCCCUGCGAUGCUUGCUCUGGCCAGGGAGAGACGAUGGCGGCAAAGGACAGAUGCAAGCAGUGCUCUGGCAAGAAGGUCAACUCGGAGCGCAAGGUUCUCGAGGUGCGCAUCGAAAAGGGAAUGGAGAAUGGACAACAGAUCACCUUCAAGGAGGAGGCAGACCAAGCUCCGGGCAUCGUGCCAGGAGACGUCAUCAUCGUCGUCGAUGUCAAGCCUCACGACCGCUUCCAGCGCAAGGGCAACGACCUGUACACCGACUACGAGGUCGACCUUCUCACCGCUCUGGCUGGCGGCAAGAUCCAGAUCCUCCACUUGGACGACCGAGCACUCAGCGUCGAGAUUGCGCAGGGCGAGGUCAUCAAGCCGGGCACGGUCAAGGUGCUUCGAUCGCAAGGCUUCCCUUCGCUGCGCCACCACGAGCCGGGAGACUUGUACGUCAACCUCUCCGUCGCCUUCCCCGACUCUAUGCCGCUCGAGUCCAUCCCGCUGCUGGAGAAGGCUCUGCCGGCGAGGAGGAAGUUGGCCAAGCUGGACAGUAAAGUGGACACAGAGGACGCAGAGUUGGAGGACCUUGAUGAGCGUGAGGCACGCAAGGCCAGGACAAACGGCGGUGGCCCGCAUGGCGGCAUGGACAUUGAUGAGGACGAUGAGGAGGCUGGAGGCGGACCUAAUGUGCAGUGUGCGCAGAGCUGAGCGUGCUUCCGCGCUUUUUUUCCUGUCCCAUAUAGCUCUCGAUACAUCUUCUCUCAGGGGUCAGUAAUGACAUCG